Molecule: messenger RNA, 379 nt
Organism: Diuraphis noxia (Russian wheat aphid)
Lineage: Eukaryota; Metazoa; Arthropoda; Insecta; Hemiptera; Aphididae
Gene: Lipt2
Product: Lipoyl(octanoyl) transferase 2
Biological process (GO): protein lipoylation
Molecular function (GO): lipoyl(octanoyl) transferase activity
Source: RefSeq, a predicted model, not a curated record
AUGAGUUAUGAUUCAUGUCUUAAAUUGCAAAUCCAUUUGUCAGAAUCUUUAAAAACAACAGCCAUUGACAAAUGUGGUUAUCUCCUUAUUGUAGAACAUAACCCUGUUUAUACAGUAGGCAUCAGGCAAAAAGACUACAAUUCACUCUUAGAAGACAAUUUAAUUAAAUUGGGUGCAGAAUUCAAACGUACUAACCGAGGUGGUCUUAUCACUUUUCAUGGUCCUGGACAACUUAUUGCUUAUCCAAUUUUAAAUUUAAAAAAAUUCAAUCCUAGCAUUCGAUGGUAUGUUCUAAAUUUAGAAACAACUAUUAAAAACCUUUGCAAUGAAACUUAUGGACUUACUGCAACUACUACAUCUGAUACCGGAGUCUGGAUAG